Messenger RNA from Lytechinus pictus (painted urchin), 3752 nucleotides. RefSeq lists its product as uncharacterized. Lineage: Eukaryota; Metazoa; Echinodermata; Echinoidea; Temnopleuroida; Toxopneustidae. The coding region runs from base 62 to 679 and encodes 205 amino acids. The record is from RefSeq and is a predicted model, not a curated record. The transcript has 5 exons.
CAGUAAUUUACUGUAAUUGAGCACGCGAAAUGCAUUCUGGGAUACAACACGUCACACGCGCAUGCGCCUCUUACUCGGCGCGGAGCAUAAAUUCUUGCAAAAUUUCGAGUGUCAGAUCGAUAAGAAGUGCCGUCGGAACUGCUGUUGUUUUGAAUUCAACUUUACGUCUCCGGUCAAGUACACAUUCCCUGUACUUCUCGUGGAAGCUGCGGCUGCAAAAGAUGAUGCAAACCUGCAUGAUGUAGCAUCUGGUGUGCUGAGAGGGUUGCAGAGCCUGUUUAAAGAAGGGAAUGACUCCCUUUUCCUCAUCCGUGAUGUUACAGAUACUGCUGAGGACAUGGAGAAAGAGGGAGAUGCAUCUGAUUCACCCAAACUCAUAAUCCAAGGAGACCCAUUUGACUCGGCCAAGUCCCAGUGGAUGGUCAUGGUUGAAAGCAGAGUUAUUGGCCAUUCAUCAUCAACAACUGAAGGCUUUCUUUGUGGGGUGGCAUACCUUUUUGCCACCUAUUACAACCUCAAUUUGGAAUAUCCAAGCACGGCUGCAGCAACACUGGAGUUCAUUCAGAGAUGUCUCCUCGGAAUAAGCCCUGAUGGGUCGAAGUGCCAUGCGUCGAAGAGUCACUGCAACGCGAAAGUAGUGUCAUUUGUGCGUCGGUUUGCUGAUUUCCAGUGGCUUUAAUUUCCUGAUUUGUACAUUUUACCCCAUCAUCUAAAAACAUGUGAUUUUAUAUAUCACCCAAUAAUACUAUGUUCGCUUGGUCACCAUCCUCUUGAAUAAUUGGUUGAGCUUUGUCUGACCAAGCAACUACAGAGUUUAUGCCCAAUAUUGCAUAACAUGAGAAACUUGCUGAAAUAGAUUGUCGACAUGCUAGUUAUGAGAGAACAUUCAUUUGAAUAUGCUAUUAAGUUGACAUUGCCCACAACUUUAUUUUAGCCGUUUCUCAAAUCCAGGUCAAGUAAGAGUGGGGGAGGGGUAAAAUUCAUAUAGAAAUUGUAAAUGUAAAGGGGUUUCAUACUUGGAAAAAUAAAGUUAAGAAUAUCUCCUUACAACCGAAUUUGAACCAUACAAAAACAUAGAUAUAUGGCACUACACACUGUUUGUAUGCCUCCGCCCACCAAAGGUGGUGUCGGAGGCAUUAUGUUUUUGUGUUGUCCGUCGGUCCGUCUGUCCCACUUUCGUUCUCGCGAUAACUUAAAAACCGGUCAACAGGUCAACUUCAUACUUUUUGACUUGAGGAUACAUAUCUGGGCGACAAUGAGCUGAUAAGUGUUUGGGUCCAAAGGUCAAAGGUCAUAGAAUUCACUAAAAUACAUAAGAAAUAGACCAUUCUUACAAUAACUCCAAAACCCUUUGAUAGAUCAACUUCAAACUUGUCUCGUGUGUAUAUGUUAAAGUAACAAUGAUCUGUUCAGAUUUUGGGGUCUCAAGGUCAAAAGUCAAGGUCAUUGAAUACAAUAAAGUACAUAUAACAUAUACCGUUCUCGCAAUAACUCCAAACCAUUUGACGAAUCAACUUCAAACUUCGCUCAUUUGUGCAUAUACAAGUGACAAUGAUCUAUUAAGAUUUUGGGUCUGAAAGUCAAAUCUCAAGCUCUCUGGAUUCAAUCAAAUGCAUAUAUUUGCUUUUUUGAGAAACAGUUAUCUGACUAGAUUUUGAAGUCACAAGAUCAAAGGUCUUGAGGGUUUUUUUUUUCUUUAUGGAAAUAAAAACUAGGAAAUAUAUUUCUGGUAUGGCAGUAGCGGAGGCAUCUAUUUCCAACAUUCGUGGUCGAAAAUUCAUCUUUAGUUAGGAUUAACAUUGCUGUAAAUCAAUUUCGAUUUCAACAUUGUGCUACAUUAUAUAUAUAUGUAUAUAUAUAUACUGCGUAGUAAGCGCUUGGUCAUCAAGAUGUUGACAAAUAUUGCAAUAAGCUGUUUACUGAGAACGAUGUAAACUUCUGUAAUGUAUGUGGCUUUAACACAGCCUACCAAGGUGGAGUGAGAUUAUUAUUAUAUUAUUAUUACAUGAAUGACACAGUGAUCUCCAUUAUUGCAUAUCAUGCAUGGCUGACUGUUAGCCAUUUUUGUAAAGAGGACCAAAUUAUAUCAAGAAAUUCAGGAAAUCUUAAGGUGAUGUAGCAAUUUUUUGUUUUCUUAUAGUCAGAAAAGGAUAUUAAAUGUAUCAGAAAUUCCUCAAAUGAAAAAGCAUGUGACAUUUUGAUUACAUUUCAAGAGUUUCUCAAAAUAGCAGAUUUGCAUGAUGUAGUACAGAAAAAUUUGAAAAUUGUAGAUACUUCUCACAGAUUGACAUUUUUCUUCAUUAUGAUUACUGAGGAUUUACUACAUUGUAUUUUGUUGUUCACAGAAUUAUAACAUUUUCAUACUUUCACUUUCGCAGCUGUUCAAGUGUCACAGUACAAACAUUACUUUGGCAAAAUUGGAGGUCAUAUUUGUACAUGUUUGUUCGUCAAAUAUUCAUGUAAAUAUUAAGUAUUUGCAAUGGUAGCAAUACUCUCAUUCGGGUUCUUUCUUGCCAGUUUCAAUAUCAAAUUGAUAGUACUGUUAUAAGAAACUUUAUUUGUGAGGAAUAUUGUAUGCAAUGUAAUAUUAUUGUCACAAUUUAAUGUAUUCAUGGCAGUUAAUGUAUUUGUAUGCUUGUAAUAUAAAUUAUUGGUUCAGUGUGUGUUUAGGACUAUUCAUUAUUUUGAUAUAGGAUUGAAUAAGGUUUUCUGUCUUAAUAAGAUUUUUGGGAAUAUGUAUAUAUAAGAAGUUGACAUACACUUAAUUUUUUAUCAAUUAAUAGUAUACAUGUAAAAUUACUCAUAAGUGAGAAGUUUCACUUAAAAAUUCAGUUUUCUUCUGGUAGAAGCAUUGUCGUCAGGUUACCAUGGAGUAAGCAUUUUGCGUGUUACUACGGAUAUGUGGAUGUAAGAGAUAGAGAGUCUGUGUGUGUGCGUGUGUGUGUGUGUGCGUGUGUGCGUGUGUAUGUUCAUCCAGUGUUCAUCCAAGGUCAGCUGAGACAAGCCCUCCUAGAAGGAAGUUCACUUUAGUCAGAUUUGUUUUCUUAAAGAAAUUGAAAGUUUGCCAUUAUUUCAGGCAGUAGUUGCAUAAGUGAAAAAUUGCUUUCACUUGUAAUUGAUUCUAAUGGGUUAUGACUGAAUAUUUGAAUGAUUAUGGUACCCUUCAUGUAAAUGGAUUGCUUUAAAACACACCUGUUCAUUAAUGUACUCUCAUUUAAUAUACAGUGGCCUGAAAGUUUGUGUAAGGUUAGCAAUUACAACUACUUUAAUGCAUGCAAGGUGAAUUUUACUUGUUGAAUAGAUUUAUUUACAAAAUGUUUAAGUCAACUGAAUUGCAAACAGCAGAUAAAGUAACACCAACCAAAUUUUAUGGUUGUUCUUACAACCUUUGUUGCUUGCUCUGACAGGUCCAACAAAUACAUAAAGAGUUUAUGCAUGCAAAAAGGAUGCCACUUAUUGUAAUACCAUUCAGUACAUGGUAAUUACCUAUUACCAAAUCCAGAGGAACAAAGUAUUCAUGAAAUUUGACUACAUUAGUGAACAGGUCUGUAAUGAACAUCAGCAUUCUUAGGACAUUUCUGUGUACAUAGUUUCUGUAUAAUUGUCAUCUUUGAAAUUUGAUUAUGCAACACAUUCUACUUGCCAGCAUUUUGCCCAUGAUCCUUACAAAAAUUGUACUGUUUGUGAAAUAUGGCAUUGUCAGUUCUACUGCAUGUUAAUGCAAUAAAGACUUUUCAAAGUUUCAUUCAAAA